Daktulosphaira vitifoliae (grape phylloxera) is the source of this 2656-nucleotide messenger RNA. RefSeq names its product protein tweety-like. The record is from RefSeq and is a predicted model, not a curated record. Gene Ontology annotation, molecular function: volume-sensitive chloride channel activity; intracellularly calcium-gated chloride channel activity. The coding region runs from base 803 to 2539 and encodes 578 amino acids. Gene Ontology annotation, cellular component: plasma membrane. The transcript is spliced from 12 exons. NCBI's taxonomy places the organism in Eukaryota, Metazoa, Arthropoda, Insecta, Hemiptera, Phylloxeridae.
CGGAGUAUGCCCCAGCAGUAAUUGUAAUAGUAUGUCGCCACCGGUUUGUUGAUGGUGUGAUUGAGCGUAUUGCGGCUGGGGUCGAGGAAGCGCGUGCGCAUAUAUUUAACUUAACUAUAGGGGCGUAGACCCUGCGCAACAUUAUAAUUCGAAAUUUGUGUGUGUAAUACCCAUAGUGUUUCACAAAUCGAAGAGGUAACCAGCUGCACUAGGCCCUGUGUUCUUUACGAGUAUUAACAUUUGAACAGCAGCAGCACCUCCAGCGACUAGCGGCAGAAGCAGCAGCACCAGCCACCGGCAGCAGCGCCCCACGAGCCUGUAAUGAUUUUCUAAAAUGGCGUCACAUGACAAUUGACAUUUCCGGGACUGGCUGUACCGUCAUGGUCUCACUUGCACUCAGCCGGUUGUGGGUUUGAUUAUUAUUAUAUCAGUAAUUGUUUUGCUCGCCUACGAAAAUUAAUUCGUUUGUACUGACCGGCGAUUGCCGUGCAGUUGUAAAGUAGAACGCGUUAUCUGCACAGUCAGGCGGCAGGUACUUGACGGUGACCAAAAACAAUAGAGGAGACAGUGAGUUCAAAUGACAUUUUCAUCGUUUUCUUGACACUUACCCGUCGUGUGUGCAUGGUGCGCACUAGUUAAUAAAUUAGACAAACAAAUCUUAAAACUAGUAGUGAUUGGAUUUUCAACAGAACCCAUUUGAGCAGAUGUUGUUUUUAUGCAUUCAGACAAUAUGUAGGUAGAUUAUUACUCUAGAAACUCUGAACACCUUCAUAGCAAUUAAGACUAUAGAAAAAUCUUUAAAAUGGCUAGAAUGAUACAAGAAAAUGUUGUUACUUAUAAAACACCAUUAUUGGCACAUAUUUUUCAUUCAUUUCCACAUUUAAAUGUCAGUGGUCAUAUUGUCAGCUCUGGAUUUGCACCACAUAGUGCUCUUUAUCAUGAAUCUCUUGGAAUUUUGGGUUCAGUUCCAUCAGUUUGGUUGAUAAUAACAUUAUUCUUGUUGUUAAUAUAUCUAAUGACAAGAUGUUGUGACCGAAAACCUCGUCCAAGACAUAGUAUAGUUGUACUGAAAUGGACCUUGGCAAUAUUUACAGUAUUAUCUUGUGGUGCUGUUGGAGUUAGUUUGUAUGGCAAUGAUGAUCUGCAUAAUGGAAUCACUCAGUUUAUAACAUCUACAAAAGCUUUGAAUGAUAUAGUGUUAAGUGUCAAAAAUCAGACAUCUGCUAUUGAAAUACUGUUGCAAGUUAAUAUUCAUGAUAAGCUCAGUGAUCUUGGAGAUAUUAUAGAUUCCCCAGUUGCUAACCAGACUGCUCGAGGUCAAAUUGUAACAGCUUUAAGUACUUUAGUUGGCAAUGCAGCAUCGACUUUAUCCAAUAUUCGUGGAAUUAGUAAUUCAUUACGUGGUGUUAACCUUACUCCAUUUGUUAAUAAUGUAGAACUAAUGGAAUCUAUCAGAUCGCCAGUAACAAUUGCAGUUCUAAGUAUUUUAUUGGUCUUUUGUUUUAUACUAUUGUUUGGCGUAGCUAGACAUUCGCGUUGUGCUUUGAUAAUGUUCUCUGUUUUUGGACUUUUUGCUGUCAUUAUUUCAUGGCUCUCUGCAUCUAUUUAUCUUACUGGAGCAGUUGCUAUGGGUGAUUUUUGUAUAAAUCCUAAUGAAUGGUUAGAACGUGAUUGGGCACCCCCAACUUUUUUAAAACUAGAAAUAUUAACAUUUUACACAACAUGUGAAGGUAGUAAUAAUCCAACUGGCAGCACACGUUCUAAUCCUUUUGGAUUAGCUAUUCGACAAGCAUCAUCAUCUGUUGAUGCUACUAAUUAUCAACUAGAAAUUGUUACACGUCUUGCUAAAACAUUGUAUCCUACUUCUAAUACAAGAGAAGACAUGCCAAUAUUGUUAAAUAGAAUGAGAAUGGAUGUUGAAUCAGCAGCUAGAAUGGUGUCUGCUUUACCAGCAUCACUUGAAUGUCGUCAAGUACAUCUUCAUUAUAAUCGAGCCUUACACGCUUCUUGUGAUCUUGCAUUAUUUGGAUUAGCCUUAAUGUUGUUGGCAAGUGUGAUAUCUGGAUUAUUCUUUACUAUUCUCGUAUGGCUUGAUUUCCAUACUUGGAUUUAUAUUAGAAAAAAACAAGAUUAUGUAAAAACUGAAGAGAGAGAUCCUUUCUUAGGACGACCUGGUUCAACAGCUAGCAGUUCUCAAUCUCAUGGUCAUCAGAUGUCAACAUUAACGAGAAACCAAGGACCAAGAGAUGAAUAUGGAAUGGGUAGUGGUAUAUCGACAUUGAAUGGCCGGAAUGGUGGCUACUUACAUGAAGGUGGAUCAUCUAAAGUUGGUCCUCAAUAUGCCACCCUAAAUCGAAAAUUCCGUACUUUAGAACAUCCAGCUGCACGUGGUGUUCCACAUCCACCGCCAUCAUUUCGUGGUGCCCCUUCAUAUUCAAAUACUUUAGGAUAUAUGCGUAAAAAUAAUCAACCUAAUGAUCGUCAAUAUUCAACAUUAAGUCGUAAAUGCAAAACAUUAGAGUCAUCAGAUUUUUACUGAAAUGAGCCGACCUCUGUUGAUCAAACAACAAUAUCAACAAUUAGUGGUAGUUCACUAUCAACAUUUGCAAAACCAGUACUUGUACCUGAAUCUUCCUAUCAGAUAACAGAGUUAUAA